This is a messenger RNA of Trichoderma asperellum CBS 433.97, 1163 nucleotides long. RefSeq lists its product as uncharacterized. Lineage: Eukaryota; Fungi; Ascomycota; Sordariomycetes; Hypocreales; Hypocreaceae. Gene Ontology annotation, molecular function: oxidoreductase activity. Gene Ontology annotation, cellular component: cytosol. The record is from RefSeq and is a predicted model, not a curated record.
UACAUUCCAUCUUUUCUUCAUCUCCCUCUUCCUCUUAAUAAUACCAUCUUUGAGAAAUUGGCUUCGCAUCCGGAAUUGAUGCCGUCCGUACACGCCAGAAUUGCCACCAAUCUUUUCCGUCGUGCUGCCAUAACUCCUCUGUCUCGGUCUAGCUGCCAUAGUAGCUUCUCCACACACAGCCAGAGACCAUUUCUCUCAUCCACGCGCCCCAGCUCGGCUUCCAGACCAGCUACACUGUUAACCAGGCACAGCACCGACAUCUUUGCCCGCAACAUGUCUUCCGCAGCAGCCAGGCGCCUGGAGGGCAAGACCAUCCUCAUCACGGGAGCCUCUUCCGGAAUCGGAAAGUCCACGGCCCUCGAGUUUGCUCGCACAAACCCCAACGGCAAUCUGCGGCUCAUUAUCACGGCUCGCCGAGUCGACUCGCUGGAGGAGCUGGCGGCCCAGAUCCGUAAGGAGACCAACGAUGGCGUCAAGGUGCUGCCGGUGAAGCUCGACGUGAGCAAGGCCGAUGAAAUUCGGGGCUUUGUGGGCAGCUUGCCCGAGGAAUGGAGAGAUAUCCACGUCCUGGUGAACAAUGCUGGCCUUGUCAAGGGUGUCGCCAAGGCGCCUGAAAUCGCCGAGGAUGACCUGAACAUCAUGUUCGCUACCAACGUCACCGGCCUCAUCAACUUGACGCAGGCUAUCCUGCCCAUCUUCCAGAAGCGACCAAACGGUGGCCAGGGAGACAUUAUCAACAUUGGAUCCAUCGCCGGCCGAGAACCGUAUCCUGGAGGCUCAAUCUACUGCGCCACCAAGGCCGCUGUCCGAAGCUUCACUGAAAGCUUGAGAAAGGAGCUCAUUGCUACUCGCAUCAGGGUCAUUGAGGUUGACCCUGGUCAGGUUGAAACGGAAUUCUCCAUUGUUCGCUUCUACGGUGACAAGUCCAAGGCCGAUGCCAUUUAUGCUGGUUGCGAUCCCCUCACACCUGACGACAUUGCUGAGAUUGUUGUCUUUUCUGCUACCAGACCAGAGAAUGUCGUUCUUGCUGAGUCUCUGGUUUAUCCUAACCACCAGGCAUCUGCUCUUAUUAUGCACCGCAGGCCAGCUUAGAUCUAAACGGGAACUGUACAGACAUGUAACAUAAUAAGCACAAUAAAUAAAAAUAGAGAAUUAAACCGGUA